UCUAGCGUUGAAGCACUAUUUGGAAUACUUUAAAUGAAGAUUCGUAAGCCAGAUUUUCUGAUCUUCUACUUGUUUUCGAAAGGUCCUUAAUUUUCCUGGCUAUUCCAGUUAUCUGGGGUGUCCAACAUUGCUUGAAUUUUUAUCCCCUUUUGAAGUAAUUUUUCCUGAUCUUUGUCAUUCAAACAAGGUGUCUGAAGAUUUAAUAUGUCUCGGGUUACAUCUUUCUUCCUGCUUUUGCCAUUGAUAGUGAGAAUAAUUGCUGAAUCCAAUGGCUGUGUAAUGAAACGUGAGACAACCAGGAGAAUAGGUGUCGUUAUUGACUACAGCUCUCGUGCCGGGAAGGAGCAGAGAAUAGCAAUGGAAAUGGCAAUCCAGUAUUUCCAUCGCUUAACUUGCUCAAAGCAGCUGGUUUUGCGCUUCAAAGAUUCUCAUGGAACCUCAGCUCAAGCGGCUUCUUCUGCAUUGGAGCUCAUUGGUAGUGAAAAAGUGCAAGCAAUGAUCGGAACAAUUAGACCACAAGAAGCAAUUCUAGCAUCUGAGAUCCAGAAGGCCACCAGGGAUUUGCCUAUUAUUAUAUCCCUAACUUCAUCACCUGCCACGGCAGCUACGUCAUUGCGCAACCAAUUACCAUUUUUCGUCCAAAUGGCUAAUGACAUCAACGUCAACAUACAAUGCAUUGCUGCCAUUGUUAAAAACUUCCGGUGGCGAAAAGUGACUGUAAUUUACGAAGAUAACAAUGAUUUUUCUACUGAUUCUGGACUCAUAUCUCUGCUCUCUGACUCACUUAGAGUUGUUGGUUCAGAGAUUGAACAUCAUCUAGCUUUCCCUCCUCUAUCGUCUCUCUCAUACCAAAAUGGUACCAUAGAAGGGCUCAAGAAACUGAGGAGCAAGAGCAACACGGUCUUCAUAGUAGUAAAAUCCUCUAUACAGUUUGCUGUCUUGCUUUUUGAGAAGGCUAAGCAAAUGGCUAUGAUGGAAAAAGGCUAUGUAUGGAUUGUCACAGAUGAAAUUGCAAGCCUUCUUGAUUCUGUUGAUUUUUCAGCUCUUUAUAACAUGCAAGGUAUACUUGGUUGCAGAACCAAUUUUAUUGACUCAAGCAAGUCCUUUAGACGGUUCAAAACAAAAUUCCGAAAGAACUAUGGGAUGAGAUACGCUGAAGAAGAAGAGUAUUCUAACCCAAGUAUUUUUGCUUUGCAAGCUUAUGAUGCAGCUUGGUCAAUUGCUCAAGGCAUGAAGAAAUCACAAGCAAAUGCCACAUCCAGAGAAUUAUUUAAACAACUAUUAUCAAGUAAUUUUGAAGGUUUAAGCGGAAGAAUAAGAUUCGAAAAUGCCUCAUUAUUGCAACAUGGAACCUUUCAGAUCAUUAAUGUGGUGGGUAAAAGUUACAGAGAGAUAGCGGUUUGGUCACCAGAGUUCGGAUUCAGAGAAAACUCUGAUAUACAUGAAGGAGAGAACUCUAGAUUUGGCAACAGGUCCAUGAAAGAAUUAGGCCCAAUAUAUUGGCCUGGCGGAUUACAAACUGUUCCAAAGGGAUGGACUUCCGGUGCAGAGGACAAGCCAAUGAAAAUUGGAGUUCCUGCUAGGGGAGCCUUUAAUCAGUUUGUGAGGGUGAAUUAUGAUCAAGACAAGAAUGGUUCAUACGUCACAGGAUUUUCUAUAGAAGUGUUCGAAGCAGUUGUUAAGCGCCUUCCUUAUCAUUUGCCUUACAUGUUUGUUCCCUUUUAUGGCUCAUAUGAUGAUAUGGUGGAAGAAGUCUAUAGCAAGGAAUUCGAUGCAGCAGUUGGAGAUACAGAAAUACUGGCAUAUCGGUAUCAGUAUGCAGAGUUUUCACAGCCAUAUGUUGAGUCAGGACUUAGUAUGGUAGUGACUGUAAAACCAGAUAAUUCAAAAGAACGGUGGAUUUUCAUGGAGACAUUUACAAGGAAAAUGUGGCUGAUAACUGUAGCGUUGCACAUUUUCAUAGGAUUAGUCAUUUGGCUAAUUGAACGUGAAGAAAACCCUGAUCUCAAGAGGUUUGGGGCUGUGCUUUGGUUCUCUAUCACCGUCAUAUUCUUUGCUCAAAGAGAACCACUAAGGAGUAGUUUAUCUCGAUUUGUGCUGGCACCAUGGUUGUUUGCAAUUCUAAUCAUAUCAGCAAGUUUCACGGCAAGUCUUACCUCCAUGUUGACAAUGUCACGCCUCCAACCAUCUGUUUCAGAUAUUAAAUCACUUCUGAGAACAAAUGCACAUGUUGGAUGUAAUGGGAAUUCAUUUAUUGUGAGGUAUUUGAUCACUGUCGUGGGUUUUAAGCCAGAGAACAUCAAGAAAAUUGAUUCCAUUGAUGACUAUCCGGAUGCCUUUAGGAAUGGAGAUAUUCAAGCAGCUUUCUUUGUUGUCCCUCAUGCAAAAUCCUUCCUUGCAAAGUACUGUAAAGGGUACACCAUGACAGGGCCUACCUUCAAGCUUGGUGGUUUUGGCUUUGUGUUUCCAAAAGGUUCUCCUCUGGCAUUUGACUUUUCGCAGGCAAUCCUCAAAGCAACAGAAAAUGGAGAAAUGCCGCAAUUGGAAGAAUACUUACUCUCCUCUUACAACUGUUCCUCUUUUACAGGCAUUAGCGAUAGCUCAAGUUUAGGUCCUCGCCCAUUCGCUGGCCUAUUUUUCAUAUCAGGUGGUAUCUCAGCCUUUGCUUUCCUAGUCACUGCUGUGCGUGUGGUCAGGAGGCACGACGAUUUCAUAAUGGCCAAGCUAAAUGGAAUCCGACGUAGGGGCAUUUACAUUUCUCACUGAAUCUUACCAAAAUGUCACAUUUGGGUUCUUCCAGGGAAAUCCUGUCCCGUGAACAAAUAGUCAAGGCAGUGUUUUGAUGACAUAGAUAGAACAAAAUCCAAUGAGUUUGAAAACAGAUUGUUUGCUUCUUGGAAAAUUCUUAAACA
This is a messenger RNA of Durio zibethinus, 2912 nucleotides long. The record is from RefSeq and is a predicted model, not a curated record. NCBI's taxonomy places the organism in Eukaryota, Viridiplantae, Streptophyta, Magnoliopsida, Malvales, Malvaceae.